AUGGAAAUUGAUGAAAAAUUAGCAGAAACCAUAAAUCAAAUAUUUGUAGACGCAAUUCAGAACAACAGUAUGUCUGAAAUUGCCUCUUUGAUAAUUCAAUAUCUUGGCAAUACAAAAAAAGAACAUGAAACAUUGUUUAAAUCCUUGUUACUUGCAAAUCAAAGAGGUAAAUUUUUUACGUUGCGUGGUUUUUGUGAAGAUAAUGGAAUCGGAACAUUGUGGAAUCCUAAACGAGCAUUCGAAUUUUUCAAAACAGGAGCAUCAUCUGGAGAAACAAGUGCAUAUCGUUUCAUGGCAUAUUGUUUCCUUGAGGGAAUUGGCACAAAUAAAGACGAAAAAGAAUAUUUUGAAUGGACAAAAAAAUAUGCGGAAACAGGUAGUCCUAUGGGAUAUUUCAGACUUGGAGUGUCUUUUGAAGAUGGAAUUGGAACUGAUAUCGACCUGACAUCUGCUUUUCAAUGGUACGAAAAAUCCGCGCACGCUGACAAUCCAUUUGGUCAAUUACAUCUGGCCGUGUCAUACAUGGAUGGAUUAGGCACAGAAAAAAAUCAGAAUCUAGGAUUCGAAUGGAUGAAAAAAGUCGCUACCUCAGAAAGAACUAGUCCAGAAGCACAAUAUAAUCUAGCAACGUAUUAUUUCAAGGGAUUUGGAACAGCGGUAAAUUAUGAAUCAGCGUUUUACUGGUAUAGGAGGUCCACAUUACUCGGCGAUCCUGACGCGGCAUAUCAUCUUGGAAAACAGUAUUUCGAUGGUCAAGGAACUGACAUACAUCAGAAUAAAGCUUUUCGAGCGUGGAUGAAAGCUGCACAUCUCAAAGGCGCUAAACAUGAAUUGGCUGUUUGUUAUGAUGAGGGAGAAGGUACAAACAAAGAUAUGCAUGAGGCUAUCAAAUGGUACAGGAGAGCAAUUUCAGUUGGACAUGCUUAUUCUUUUAAUUGUUUAAAAUUAGUUUUUCGUAAUAUAAGAUUUCACUAA
This is a messenger RNA of Ambispora leptoticha, 975 nucleotides long. The record is from the annotation of a GenBank genome assembly. Lineage: Eukaryota; Fungi; Glomeromycota; Glomeromycetes; Archaeosporales; Ambisporaceae.